Triticum turgidum subsp. durum (durum wheat) is the source of this 1065-nucleotide messenger RNA. The record is from the annotation of a GenBank genome assembly. Lineage: Eukaryota; Viridiplantae; Streptophyta; Magnoliopsida; Poales; Poaceae.
AUGGAUCAGCUUGACGAGCAGUCCUUCCUCGACGAGCUUAUGUCGCUGCGCCGGGAGGAGGCGCCGGUGCCGGCUCCGGCUCCGUGGCAGGCGUACCCGGCCAGCGGCAUGAUGACGACGACCGACCUCCUAUUCUACGGCGGCGAGGGCGCCGCCGAGGCGAGCAGCGGCAUGGACUUGGCCGGGCCCUUUCAGCAGCCCAUGGCGCCACCGCCGGCCGCGCCACCGCACCGGCCGCAUGAGGAGUUCAACUUCGACUGCCUCAGCGAAGUGUGCAACCCCUACAGGAGCUGCACCGGCGGCGGCGUCCCAGGGCCUGGCGUCGUCCACGCGGCCGGCCAGGCGUAUGCCCUCCACGACGCCAUGGCGGAGGAUCACCCGAGCUGCGGCAACCUGCAUCGCGGUGGUGGGUCGUCGUCGUCCCCGGUGCCGUUCGUGUUCGGAGAAGGAGGCGCCGGGGAGACCUCGGAGGAGAUGACCAGGGGCGUCUUCUCCGGCGGCAACCCUAGAAGCAAGCUCAACCGCGGCACCACGUCCAAGAACCUCAUGGCGGAAAGGCGGCGCCGGAAGCGUCUCAACGACCGCCUCUCCAUCUCCGCUCCAUCGUGCCCAAGAUCAGCAAGUCUGCAGAUGGAUAGGACCUCGAUCCUUGAGGACACCUUAGACUACGUGAAUGAACUAACCGAGCGGAUCAAAACCCUCGAGGAGGAGAUCGGCGCCACGCCGGAGGAGCUGAACCUGCUGAACACCACGAAGAAUUUCUCCAGCGGUAGCAGCGAGGAGAUGCCGAUGAGGAAUUCCACAAAGUUCGUCAUCGAGAAACAGGGCGAUGUCGAAACGAGGAUCGACAUCUGCUGCGCCACAAGCCCUGGUGUGCUCAUCUCGACGGUGAGCGCGCUGGAGGUGCUGGGAUUGGAGAUUGAGCAGUGCGUUGUCAGCUGUUUCGGUGACUUCGCCAUGCAGGCAUCCUGCUCACAAGAGGAAGGGAGGAGCCGAGUGACAAGCACCGACGAGAUCAAGCAUGCAUUGUUCACGAGUGCAGGCUAUGGAGGAAGGUGUCUCUAG